Molecule: messenger RNA, 1641 nt
Organism: Apiotrichum porosum
Lineage: Eukaryota; Fungi; Basidiomycota; Tremellomycetes; Trichosporonales; Trichosporonaceae
Exons: 6
Coding region: 1-1641 (546 amino acids)
Biological process (GO): transmembrane transport
Cellular component (GO): membrane
Molecular function (GO): transmembrane transporter activity
Source: RefSeq, a predicted model, not a curated record
AUGUCCCACCAUCAAGACCAUGGUGGGGUCCAGCAGCCUGCCGCUGUGACACCACCGACCCCAGCUCUCGAUUCGACCGUCCCUUCGCCCACCCCCACGCGUCCUCCCACGCCAUCCGAAAACGAGUCACAGAUGACAGCUGUUGGCCAAGACACACUCGAGAAAGAGGUCGCUUUCCCUCUCAGUAACGGCCGCAAGUGGUGUGCGCUGCUAGUGUUUGUCACGUCCUUGUUCAUUGAUGUUCUGAGUUCAUCCGCAUUCUUUGUGUUCACCGCACCCAUAUCGGAGGACCUGGGCAUUAUCUUUGAGCAGCAGACAUGGAUCAUCACAUCCUACGCUGUGAGCUUUGCCUCAUUUUUGCUCUUCUGGGGCCGGAUAUGUGACCUGUUCUCCGCCAAGGCCGUGUUCCUGUACGGGUUUGGCACCGUGGGCAUUCUCAACCUCAUUCUAUCGUUCCUCAAGGACCGCUACUCGUUCUUUGUCUUGCGAGCCCUCACGGGUGUCGCUGGCGCGUGCGUCGUGCCUGCCGCCUACCGCCUCAUCGCAGAGGUGUUCCCUCCCGGCGAGCAGCGUGGCCGCGCGUACACCAUCUACGGCAUGACGGGUUCCCUGGCCAACGUGUCUGGCACGAUCAUUGCCGGUGUCUUUGAGUUGAUCCCCAACGGCGGCCAGAUGACCGCCUGGAGGUGGUUCUUCCGCAUGGUUGCGCUCGUGACGAUCCCUUCGGCUAUCGUAGCCCACUUUGUUAUCCCCCCACACGAGGGCGGCCACACUCUGGAGAUCACCAGCAAGCGGGAGAAGAUCAAGGCCAUGGAUCUGCCUGGAAUCGGAUUCAUGCUUUGUGCCCAGCUGCUGCUCAUCAUGGGCCUGACCUUUGGCGCAACAUACGGCUGGACCAAGGCCUCGUUCCUGGCCCCGUUCAUCAUCGGCGCCCUCCUGUACCCCGUCUUCUUCUGGUGGGAGUCGCGUCUUCCGGAGAUUGACGCCCUCCUCCCUCCCUCCAUCUGGCGCAUCCCGAACGUGACCGUGCUCGUGGUGUUUGCGCUCAUCACGCUCGGAUGGUGGGGUGUCAACUUUAUGCCCUUCCUCGAGCUGUUCCACCAGGUGCACGGCGAGAGCAUGCUCCUGUCUGCUGUCCGGACAUUGCCAGAGGGCAUCGCGGCGGCCAUCUUCAGCUCGAUGCUGGUCGUGUGGCCCAGCCUCACCCGCCACCCGCGCACCCCCAUCAUCAUCUCCAUGACCAUGUGCUGUGGCGCCUACGCCCUGUGGACGCAGGCAAAGGGCGUCGUCGGCGUCGACUACUGGAAGUGGGUUUUCCCCGGCAUGGUGUUCGGCUCGGCCGGCAUGCAGAUUGUGCUCGUCGCAACCAACGUCGGCGUGAUGCAAGCCGCUCCCGCGGGCCGCGAAGGCGUCAUUGGCGCCAUUCUCCAGACGUCGAUGCAGACGUCGAGCGUCAUUGCGCUCUCCAUCCAGGCCGGCCUGUUCACCGUCAACCCUGGCGGCCUGUACAACUUUGCCAACGUCCAGGCGUCGUGGUACUUUGAGCUUGGGUGGAGUAUCCUGUGGCUCAUUGGCUUCAUUGUCUUCUACAAGCCGCAAAAGGUCGCAAAGGGCCAGGCCAUGCCUGCCAUGGCCCAUUAG